Molecule: messenger RNA, 1434 nt
Organism: Ananas comosus (pineapple)
Lineage: Eukaryota; Viridiplantae; Streptophyta; Magnoliopsida; Poales; Bromeliaceae
Exons: 3
Coding region: 1-1434 (477 amino acids)
Source: RefSeq, a predicted model, not a curated record
AUGCCGGUGGAUUUGCUAGUGCUUAAACAGAUGUGGGAAUUUGAUGUUAUCUUGGGAGUUAAUUGGCUCUCUAAGUACUACGCCAGCAUCGACUGUGACAGUAGGGUGAUCACUUUUCGUGAGCCUGGUCAAGAAGAGUUUGAGUAUCGGGCAUGUAAAGGCGCGUGCUUUGCGGCGACUAUAUCGACGGUGAGGGAGAAAAAGAUGAUCAAGGGUGGUUGCAAAGCUUACUUGGCGACCAUCGUGGACCCUCAAAGGGAGUACCCGGAGUUGGGGAACAUUCGGGUGGUGUGUGAGUACCCGGACGUGUUUCCGGCGGAGUUAUCGGGACUACCACCGGAUUGGGAAGACGAGUUCGUCAUUGACUUGAUUCCCAGUGCGACGCCAGUUUCGAAGGCUCCGUAUAGAAUGGCAUCGGUGGAGCUUAAGGAGUUAAAGGCCCAAUUGCAGGACCUACUCUAUAAAGGCUUCGUGAAGCCAAGCGUGUCCCCGUGGGGAGCACCAAAAGAGUUGAAUAUACGGCAGCGGCGAUGGCUGGAGUUGAGAAAAGACUAUGAUCUUACUAUCCUGUACCACCCCGAUAAAGCCAACGUGGUGGCCGAUGCGCUGAGUAGGAAAUCUAUUGAAAACUUGGCGACGGCGAUUACUAGUCAACCGUCAUUACAUAAGGAAAUGCAACGGUUUGGAUUAGAGAUCGUGGCGCCGGAAGUUCCGACUAUCUUGGCGGCAUUAGUGGUUCGACCGACCUUGUUGGAGCAAAUUAAGGAGCGGCAAGUGGAUGAUCCGUAUCUCCAAAAGAUGCAGAAUGAUGUCAAUGACGGGCGCGCGGGUGAUUUCGGCGUGGGAGCUGAUAGUGCACUUCGGUUCAGAAACCGAUUGUGCGUACCCAAGGACGAUGAUAUUCGUAGGAUGGAGAAAGUUCGUCUCGCCCGGCAAAGAUUAGCGACGGCGCAGUCAAGGCACAAGAGUUAUACCGAUAAGCGAAGGAAGGACGUUGAGUUCGCGGUUGGGGACCGCGUGUUUCUAAAGGUGUCGCCAAUGCGCGGUGUCAAGAGAUUUGGUGUCCGGGGGAAGCUAAGUCCCCGAUUUGUCGGACCCUUUGAGAUCUUGGAAAGGGUUGGCGCGGUGGCCUACAGAGUAGCAUUACCGCCGAGGCUUGCAGGGGUGCACGAUGUGUUUCAUGUAUCCAAUCUCCGCAAGUAUGUUAACGAUCCGGAGCAUGUUCUCUCGUAUAUACCGAUAGAGCUUCAACAGGACAUGACUUACAAGGAGUUCCUGGCGUACAUUGUUGAUCGGGAGGUGCGAAAGCUACGAAAUCGAGAAAUCCCGUAUCUUAAGAUCCAUUGGAGCGAACACGGCGACCGGGAAGAGACGUGGGAGCUUGAGGACGCGAGGAAAGAACGUCAUCCUCAUCUCUUCGAAGAACUAAGAUGA